AUGAAAGAAACUCACAAGAACGAAGCAAGUUUGAACACGCGAAUGUAUGCCACUCUAUUGCUGCUACCAUUGACGAAUGACCAAAACAAAAUUGCACAGGCCAACUUUAAUGGUGCUUGUAGUUACGCUUGGAAAGCAGCCUCGGUGUACGCGCAAUCGAUGACAUCUGCCACUUUCCCUGUUGAACCCAGGUCUCCAUUGAGUGCCUACCACGAGCAAAUUGGGAAGGUGCUAGACUGUACCGUUCUCAAAGUACCAAACACACGUAUCCCGCUGAACUAUGUUGAGUAUUCGGCAUAUAGGAUCCUUCAUACCUGCAUACUACCUCCGACUGAGCUUCUUAAUCAAGGCAGAAACAAAGGGUCAUUCUUUCAUUGUUUCUUGAAUGUGAUUGUACUCGCAGUUAUGGUUCGCAAUCGUCUUGAAGGAAUAGGUGAGCGUGUUGAGAAUGAAGACCUUCUCACCUUCUGCGAAGACACGAUACGGGAUUUUGAAAUGACUUUUGUCGGGGAAGUGAACAAUCUAAAUCCAGAAGAGUUUUCAAGGAGCGCAAAGCUUCUGACCAUGGUCUCGUUGCACCGCUCCAUAUUCAUUGCCACGAGGAGAGAGAAUGGCGCCGGUGACGAAAAGAGUCUUCACUUGGCUGGAAUUAUUUUGACAAAGUGCAUCGCUCCGUAUUUAUCGCUGCUUAUGAAUGUAGUACCUGAAAGCUCCAGUUCUCAGCAACUUUUCGAAACAAUCAUUGAGUGCUAUAUUCGGCCACUUUCCGCUUUUGAGAAACUCAGCAAUCAUUAUAUCCAUGAAGAAGAUUACGAAUCAGGGACUUAUUUUGCCAAUUUGUGUGAUGAGGCGAUCGAAGAACUGCAUAGGUUUGUCAGCAAGGCACAAAGUAAACGAUCGGCAGUACUCGCAAAGUGCGCGAAGUCUAUUUCAAUCAUCGGGAGGCAGCGAGUUGAGAAUAGCAGCAACGGUUCGUCGAUCAUACCUUUUCUCCGUUCCAUCGCUCUGUAUAAUGAUACCAUAGCAGCAGAAAAAUCUGAAGGCUGCGGUGAUAACUGCCAUCAUCUUUCAACCAGACUGACCCAGCUGGCAAACGUGUACCAUGAUAUGGGUAGACUAGAGGAAUGUUGCCUCGUCUUAGCAGCCGUUCUUCGAGUAGAAGUAGCAAUGAACCAGCACACGACAAAAGGAAAGGUACCAGAACAGGAUUUUGCCGAUCUCCUGGCCUCAAAAAGCAAGUCGGUGGUGUCCCCACUACAGGUUCAUUGCGAAAUGAAUCCACUUCUCACGUUGACAAUUAAACGGCUUAUUUCGAUCUUCCCAGUGUCACUCGGAGAAUCCGCACUGGAAUCGCAGAGUGCUCGAUCGUGUCUUGAUCUACGCGGUAUACUGGACAUACUUCUCGAUACAGAGAGAACUGGAAAUCCUGCAUUUCAAUCAGUCGCUGGAUGCCUCGGGAGUCAAGUCAAUCUAAGCAGUCUUCUUUGCGCUGUCUUUCAACCUGUCACGAUGGCGGCCAAUAAUGAAAUGACUUCUGGUCACCUCACAAUGCUCCUCGAGUCUAUUCUGCAACUUGGAGCGCGGAUAUCUCGCGUGACAGAUGAAGACUGCACAGAUGAUGUUAUUGGCCUCCUAUCAAACCAUGAUGACUUAGUGGAGCUUGCAGUAGUCUCAAUUGCUCAUCGAUUUGAGCCUUUGGUCACAUCGGCACUCACGUCACUGUUGUAUUUGGUAUCUUCAACAUCGUUGCUACCGGUGCGGACCUUUUUUGAAGACACCACCCAUGGAACCAACAUAAGGGUGACGAAUGAUGUUGUCAUGAAACGUACCCUCCGUCUGGCAAGUCAAAGUAUGCUUGGUAUUCGAGCAGUCAAUUCAUCAGAAAUGAAAGACGAAUGGGACGGAAUCAGCGCAGCAAUCAGAUUGUCGGUAACGCAGUACUACAUCUUUCUCGAAUUGGUUGAGUCACCCAAAGUGUAUCCAACACAAGGUAUGAUAGAGUUUUUGUCUCUGUGUGACAAUACGACAAAAAUUGUACUUUGCAACGAUUGGACACGACGAGAAACAAAGCAAUGGAUGAUGUGGAACCUGAUGAACACGAAAUCAAGAUUGGAUUUCGAAGGGGACCAUACAAGAGCCGCGAGACUAGCCUUUCUCGUACUUACUCUCGCAGACAAGAGUGAAGCUGCCGAGAUGGAGUGGCUGUCUUCCGUAUUCAUUGAAUCGUACCAGAGAAUUCCUCGUCUGCAACGUCGUUUCGACCUUUCAGUUAAUAACGAAAUCUUCGAAAGCGCGAAUAGCACUGACCACAAGUCUUUGGAUUGGUUAGUUUCACAAGGACUUCGCUUGUCACUGUCGAUGCUCAAUGGGCGGAAUGAUGAAUACAUCGACAAUGAUCGACUGACCGAAAUUGCUAAGUGUGAAAAUCAGCGCGAGAACUCCCUUCUUUCCAUGUGGUUACUCUCAUCGCUGGCGAUUGCUCAGACUCAACUUGCACACCAGUCAGGCAACGUGGUGGUAGCAUUGAAACAAAUACAGCUAUGCACAAUGCAUUGCCAGCGGAUAUUGGCUGAAACAAGAUACUCCUCCUCCAAAAAGAUUAAGUUUCCAUUCUGGCUGCAAGUUGCUAGAAUGACCUUGUUUAUCCAAGCGAGCCAUCGCUACGCAGAAUGUCUCAUAAUGAAAUCACAAACAUUCAUACAACUUGGGGAUCAUCGAAAGGCAUGGUCUUGUAUCUUGACAAUUCCACGCGUUUUGGGUGUUGACGCCAAUUUACCGAAAAUCACCGAUCGCACCCUCAUGCUUCAGCAUACGAUCUCCUCUUUGAUGUCAUCGAAACCUUUGAUACUUCGACGUUUCAAUCGAUUACGAGUGACUAUCAAUUGCCUAUUUUCACCCUCAGACCUUGUUGCGCAGCAAUUCAGAUAUAUUACACCGGAUAAGUUAGUCUCCGGUCAGAAUGAAGGACUAAUGGACGAAACAAUACAAGAUCUCGUAUCAGCUGGAGAUAUCUUGUAUGGCAGCGCAAUGACGUCUCGCCAACACUCCGAUUUCAAGUCCUAUUAUGCAUGUCUACCUCAAUUUCAGCUUUCGUCGCUUUCAGCGAUACCAUCGACUUUGGAGCUACCGAUAAAUAUGACCAUCACAACAUCAGGUACAUAUUCAUCAAAGCUUAGUCUUUUGAAAGCGAGAUGUCUUCUUCACGAUUCAACAGAUUCGGACGAAGUGUCAUAUAAUAGAAUUGGUGAUCUUUGCCACGAUGUAAUCAACGAUCACACAUCUUCUUCAAUUGACAAGGCAUGGGCGCACUACUAUAUCGGAACCAUGGCUUUGGAUGCUACACGAAAUAAUGGUGAUCUGACACGAUUAUGGCAGGGUCAAGGAGCGAUCACCUCUAAAUCACUUGCCGUCGCAAAGAAAAGUUUUUCAAAUGCAAUCUCAGAAAUUGAAAACUAUGACAACAAUGUUUUCUACCGGACUCUUAUUCGAAGUCUCGCACUUGUUUCUGGUCCAGAAAGUGGACAACUUUCUGGCUCUGUUUCUGGCAUGCUUGUUCUUACGUCAAUUGGCCACGUUGGAAGGAGGCAGAUGUCGAAAUCUCUUGAUGGCAAACAGGGUGCUGAGGACCUUGUGAGUGCCUUUUCAUGUUUUGAUAGAAGCUUGGAAGAUGACUCUGGACGAAACCGUGCAAUCCUUCAUUUCCUUGAUGCACUUGCGGCUGUCACGCCAAAGGUCUGGCACUUUGUUGCAGCAGCAAUAUGUCCCACAGGAGAGCUACUCCUUACAUCACUGGGCAAAGGAGAAAGUAGCGGGAACUCCUUUUGCAUUGAAACAAAAUGUGUCUUUCCGAAGGAGGAAAGAUACUGUGCUUACGACGAAAUCCUUCGUCCGCUUGACAAGAUUAUUCACAAGAGUCAACAACAUCUGCAAGGAAUGGACCCAGAUCAAGUUUCAGCGAACUACACCAAAGAAUCCGCAAAACGAGAUUGGUGGAGCGUUCGAAACCAGAUUGAUGAAACUCUGUGUUACCAUAUCCUCGAAGUGGAAGAGAAUUUCUUUUCUACGAUCCAUCUUCGAAUCAAUUCCAAGGAUUCGAUAUUCGAAGAGAAUGAGUCUUCUGACCUUCCUUGCGGAAAUCUUGCAUCACGAUUUGAAGCAGCAUGCAAUCCAAGUACACCCGUAGUAGAUGACGAGAUGGGCGAGAAGUCGUUAUGGAAUCUGACAGUUCCAAAGUUGAAGAACAUCUUGCGACGGCACAACUUCUCUGAUUCACAGAUGAGAAAAAUGCGAAAGCAUGAAAUCAUCGAAACGAUUUUGGAAGUGCAAGAAAAGAAGAAACAAAAGGAACUCGAGAUCUCCACAGAUGGUGGCAACCGAAGCUGCUUGUUUCUUCUACUUGAUGAAAAUCUACAGCGCUUCCCAUUUGAAGGCAUGGAAUCCCUUGAAGGCAAACCUGUGUUUCGAGUACCAUCGCUUCCUUUUGUUUAUGCUACACUAAGAGAGCGAAUGAAGUCGAAUAGAAAAGGGAUAAGCCUCGAUCCAUACAACGCCACAUACGUCCUAGAUCCAGAAAGUAACCUGGAAUCAACACAGAAGCGUCUUCUUCCUGUCCUUGAAGGACUUUCUUCUUCGCACAGCUGGGACUGGGAUGGAGUAGUUGGUAGACCCCCUACUCCGUCUUUCUUUGAAAACGCUCUGAUGAAGAAGCAUGGCUUAGUCAUAUUCAUAGGGCAUGGUGGAGCACAAACAUGCUACUCUCGUCGAAAUGUUGAGCAGAUGAUAAGCGGAGAAAGUGGUAGGACCUUCAGGACGUGCAACGCUAGUCUCAUACUCAUGGGAUGCAGCAGCGGAAGACUUCUUUCUGUAAAUCAGAAAGAUUCAAAGUCAUUGGAACAACUACCCUUACAUUUCGACCCUGAGGGUAUUGCGUUGUCGUAUCUCUGUGCCGGAGCACCUUGCGUGGUGGGAAAUCUGUGGGACGUCACAGACCAUGAUAUCGACCGAUUCUCAAUAUCUCUUUUCGAGAAGUUCUUUGGAGAAAGUGGCAAUCACAGUUUUGAAAGUCUUGGUUAUUGUGUCGCGAACUCUCGAUCUUCAUGUAAACUGAGGUACAUUGUAGGCUGUGCUCCUGUAUGCUAUGGUGUUCCGGUCUUUUGCAGCUAG
Molecule: messenger RNA, 5163 nt
Organism: Cylindrotheca closterium
Lineage: Eukaryota; Bacillariophyta; Bacillariophyceae; Bacillariales; Bacillariaceae
Source: the annotation of a GenBank genome assembly